AUGGCACAAGCUCCGUUGUAUCCUGGGGCGACUCUUUGUUUGUUGUCUCACGACUAUGACAAGCAUAAUAGGUACUUCAUCAUGCUUUUGUCAAUAAGUACAUCGUUUGGAGCGCAAAUAAAACCUCUUGGGUCAAAAAGAUCGACAGGACAGUCUACGCACCCUUCACAAGCUAGUCAUUUAGCACAAACCACAUCUAUUCGUUCUGAAGCAGAUGUAUCUUCAGGCUAUCGUGCGAUUCCUGUGAAAGAAGCACCACCUCCAAAAGCUCCACCGCUAUCUAAGGCAGGACAAAAAUAUGAAUUGCAACAAAAGCGAUUGGGUAAGAAUCGCGAAUACAAUCCAGAAAAAUUUCUACAUAAUCAAGUUAAGAAAUCUGGAGAAGGCUUAACAGAGGCUAUGAGAAAUGAAAACAGGUAUGCGGGCAUGAUUAAGUCGGCUCAUCGUGACCCAAACUCAAUUCUUAGUAAGGCACGCAGAGUACUUCCAGGAACGAUGGAAUACAAACAUAAACAAGCAAUCAGACAGACCAACAAACAUGCGGGUGCUUUGGCAGAUGUGAUGCACGAUACAAGAGUCUAUCAUUUGCAUAGUGGAAUGAGCGAAAAAGCUUUUAAUACGCUCAACACGAAAGCACAUGCAGCGCUGAAGCAGCGAUAUGCGAUUCAUAAAUGAAUCAUUCUGUAUAUACACAAAUAGUACGAGUCUAGAAUAAAUAUCAAUUUGUGGAAUUGAACGGGUACUGUUUGGCCAUGUCUGCUCAUUUGCUUACUGAACUGCCAUAAGAGCCCCGAAUAAUCGAAUUUGCGU
This is a messenger RNA of Meira miltonrushii, 810 nucleotides long. RefSeq lists its product as uncharacterized. The record is from RefSeq and is a predicted model, not a curated record. Lineage: Eukaryota; Fungi; Basidiomycota; Exobasidiomycetes; Exobasidiales; Brachybasidiaceae. The transcript is spliced from 3 exons. The coding region runs from base 1 to 675 and encodes 224 amino acids.